UCGGAGCAUGCGCAAAGAGGCCGCGUUGGUUUGGUCCUUGCGGCUUGCCGUCGGUGGAAAGAGACGAGCGGCGCGGCGGUUGGGGAGUCGGCGAAAGCCAUGGCGGCCGUUGAGGGGGGGAGCGACACCUUCGAUGCUAUCGUCAUGGCAGAAACGAGAUUUCAUGGUGAAGGCUAUCAAGAUGGUUAUGCUGAAGGAGUCCAUGCUGGUGUUGUUGAAGGAAGGCAAUAUGGAAUACAGCAGGGUGCCAGAAUUGGCUCGGAAAUAGGGUCAUACCUUGGUUUUGCACUGACGUGGCAACAGUUGCUUCAGAAAACAUCAGAUGAAAAAUGCAGUAAAAAGAUAAAAGUCCUGGAGCAGUUAAUAGAGAUGAUUCAAAACUUUCCUUUGGAAGAUCCAGUUUAUGACAAACUUCAAGAUGACUUGGAGAAAAUUAGGGGACGGUUUAAACAAUUCUGCCUUCAGAGGCUUCUUGGGUGAUCUACCAGCUUUUCACUGAUUCUACUGCCACAAGAACUUUCUCUACCACAUAGCAUUGGGAUAAAAUAAGAUUAAAAAUCCAAGCUUACAAUUCCCUGCAAGGCUCUUCUGAGAGAGAGGGAGGUUAAUCCUACCUCUAAGCAGAUCAGACCAUCAGUUACAGCUCACUGAAAACAAAUAACCCUUGACCUUUACUGAUUUAGACUCUAGUGUAAUAUUUCCUCUUGACGGAGACUCAGUAUUUUAACUAGCAAAAAGAAACAUCCUGUAUCUUUAAGUCAUUGUGCCAUACAUUAUUUCUCUGCUGUUGGCUUUGCCCAGUAAAGACAUGAAGAUGGGAUGUCCAUUAUAUGAUCAUACAUGUUCUCUAUUAAAUACCCAUAAAUUUCAUCUCCAAAGGAAGUGUAAAGGGAAGACUUCCACCAUAUUUUUCUUCUCUCCUCCCUUCCCCCUCUCCACACUUCGUUUCGCUUUCACAAAGUCUGGGAAAGUUCCGUGGUUGCCUCAACCGUAACUAUACGCCAUAUUCAGCAAUUCCAUUCGGGGGAAAACAGGAUACAUAUUUCUCUCAUGGUUCUAUUCCUGACUAAUCAAGUGUGAAAUGUUAUCUUCCUAAGUUCUCUGUUGGAAUUCAGUAGACUGUCUAAGAUGAAUAUAUAUCCAUAUGAUUGACAUUGAAGAAAAAAUUCCCAAACCUAAAGACCAGCUGCCAACUAUAAGUAAAAUAAUAGGGUGUCCAAGGCCUUAUCACUUUCUUGGUGUGUUUCACAGUUCAGUACACAGUAAACUGUCCCUUUUUGGUUCUGCUCUUAGUAGUCAACUGAAAUUUCAUUUCUAUGCCACUGCACUUCAGGAAGCAUUCCUACCAUUCCUUGAGCUAGGAAAGAAGAAAAUAUCAGUCUAUAGAGGUGGCCCUCAUUUAAUAAUCCUUGUCAGGACCAUCUGAACUUGCAAAGGAGUGGGGGAGGUGAACAAUUAAUUUCUGGCUGUUGCAAGCCGUGAUUACAACUUGGGUGCUCGGCAUCCAUCUCAUGAUUGUGAUGUCAGAGCAUCCUACAGUGACAUGAUUGCUAUUUGUGAGGUUCCAUGCCAACUUCCCACAAGCAGUCUAUGGGAACAUUGAAAGUUGCAAUUACGUGAGGUUCUUGCUUAACAACUAGUGUGGGUCUCACUUAAAACAGUAACUGGGGACAGCUGUGGCUAAGUGAUUCAGUCACCACAGUUUAUAACCAUUUUGCUUAGCUAGAGAAAUUCUGGUCCCAAUUACCAUUUUUAAGCAAGGACUACCUGUGAUGUAGAUAAAUUCCAAUCUGCCUUUGGAGUUUGAGUUGGGAAUGAGAGAAAGAUCGUUAGUUCAAACUUUGUUCCUUUUACUUAUGGCUUAAAAUCUGGAUUUAACCCAAUAAGGAAUCUUGGAACUAGCAAGUUAACACUGCAACUUAUUUUCUUCCAAGCCAUCAUAAAAUAAAACACAAGAUGCCCUCUGAAUUUUUCUACGUAUCAGAAAACAUGAAGGACAAGGGUGGUAGAGGGCCAUAUCUGGGAUACAGCACUUUAAAAGUUUUAUGUAAUGCACACAUCUGGAAAAAACAUUGGGUAUCUGGGGAAAUAAAAGCAGAUGACAGAAUAUAAAUUAUUGGCUGGCAGUGGCAACUUCAGAAGCUAUGUCUAUGGAAUCUUCUUUGAUAUAUUAUAUUAGGAUGAACCAGAGCUAUAUUAAGGCAACAAUGUAAUAACCAAUAUAAUAACCACUGUGCCACCACAAAUGCCAUGGCGACACAGUGGUUAGAAUGCAGUACUGCAAGCUAAUUCUGCUGACUGCCAGCAACCAGCAAUUCAGCAGUUCAAUUCUCAUCAGCUCAAAGUUGACUUAGCCUUCCAUCCUUCUGAGGUCAGUAAAAUGAGGACCCAGAUUGUUGGGCAAAAUGCUGACUCUGUAAACCACUUAGAGAGGGCUAUAAAGCACUAUGGAGCAGUAUAUAAGUCUAAGUGCUACUGCUAUAAUUAAAAUUGUUAAUAUCUGCUUCUGCUAAUAAAGCAAUAUAUGAGAGUAUACUAGUCUAACCGAAAAGAGUUUUUUGAAAGAUCACAUUUUAAUGAAUUUCUAACUGUUAAAAUAUUUUACCUGUUAAAUUGUAUAAAUGCUGUAGUGCAACAAUAAUUCUCUUUCACUAGGCUUUGGAAUCAUAAUUUAUCAGAGGGCUCUUCUAUCAAUUCUGUGUACUCAUUAUUUUUACAUUAUUUUAUUAUAUGUUUGUAUUAUCAAUUAGUUUUGUUUUUAAUUUGUCUUAAGCUGCCCAAAGUCUCAAAAAAAUCCAGUAAAAUAAUUAUAAAAUAGACUUCAACUUCACUCUCCAACCUUCAUGACCAUCACAUCUGAUAAAGAACAUGAGGAUGGGGCACAAAAAGAGUGGCUGUACUUUCAUGCUUCUUCCUCCGUACUGUGGCAUGAAAGGAGAGAUUUCAAGCAGCAAUUUCAUACAGUAACUUAAAACAAUUGUAGGCUUAAAACUUUUUUAAGACAGUCCUGAGUUGGCAUAAAAUUAAUUUGCUACUUUCACUAGUUUAAAAGAUGAACAUGCUUAGGUAAAAACAGAAAACAUCAAAAAGGGAGGCAGCUUUAACAUUUAUUGUCUAUUUGGAAUACAAACAAAAUGUUCUAUGUUUAAGGAGGGCUGAAAAACUCCAAUUUAUUAAUACACAACACAGAAACCUGAUCAAACUGACUUUUGCCUGACAUUUAUCUGAAGGUGUGAAAAUGGUCUAAUAAUGAGGUGAGAAGCCAAAUAGAUGGGAGACCUUAUUAUGGUUAUCAGACUUCUAAUUACCUCAGAUAAAAGCAAAAUGGGGAAACUGGAGUCCUAACAAUAUAAAUAUGAAUCAUGAAGGAAUUCCAAUCAGAUGCUAUUACAUAGUGCUUUUUUGUAAUUAAAAGAAAUGUUUAAUUACAAACCCUCAAAUCCUUAGCCAUCUAUCCUAGAUAAUAGCUGGAAAUAUAUUUCAUAUUGUUCAAAUGGAAUUACUUGAGGAAUGCAGCACGUUUUGCAUUCUGAAGUUCUUACUCAGACUUUUUAUGGCACAACUAUAUGAUAAUUGUAUUAUACUGGUUAAAGUCCAAAAUAAAGAUUGGCCAAAUGUUAUGCCAGAAAUAAAUACUCGCCCCCACACACAUACAUGUUUUAGAGACUACAUUGACUCAUAUUCCAUCAUUCCUAAUUCAUCCUACAGGAAUCGCAACAAAAUCAUCAAGAAACAAAAGAGAUCAUCCUGUCACUGUUUUGGUAAAAAAGGAAAAAAAAUAGUGAAUUACUGUGAAUACAAGAAGUGAUGUGAGUCACAGCUCCUCUAAAGUCCCGUCAAAUGACUUCUAAAUCAUGAGCUAGGUCCAAAAAUGUCUGAACAUUGAGAAAACUGCUGUUGCUUUUUGUAAAUGCUUGGGUCUAGAUCAGCAGAUUUGCACAGCAUUGUGAUAACUGGAGGGAUUGUGGGGCUUGAAAUCUAACACAUCUGUGUGCACCAGGUUGGAGAAGGCGGUUCAAAGGCAGUUCUCAUGUGCCUGCCUAAGAGGUUAGUUAAGAAGUAAAACAUCACUGGAUUUAUUUUUUCUCUUUUUAUAAGAAUAAUAUGGCCUUCUAGCCUAAAAUUGAAACAGCUCUUCUGUGAGUAGCACACCUUUCCAGGUGAAGUGGAAAACACCUUCCUCAGGACGAAUGAAAUCCAUAGACUGAGGCCCUUUGUUCUCAGCAAUAAAGCUCCUCUUUGAAAAGGUAGCUUUGCCCUUGAUCAUGUCAUGUGGAAAGGCACUGUUACACCUGGACAGAAACAUGUCAUGCGACAGGGUCUAACAGCAUGCUUAAAUAUGAUUCUCUUUUGAAUUCAAGAUAAGAGGCUGAAAAGCUCGGAUGGAAUUUUGAGAACAUGCGUCGGGGCAAAAUGGCUUCUACUGAAGACAUGGCUGUUCACAAAAUGGCUGCCAUAUGGUAGGCAUGGCCAAGCCCAAAACAGUCACCGCUCAGAAAGUAAAUUAGAUCCCUGCAAGAUGCUCUCUACCAUCCCACUGACACUUUGUAACAACAUCAUCGUAACUCCACAACACUUCUCAAUAGGCUAGCUUCUCAUUAUGUUUUACUAGAAAAACAUCUUUAAAAAGUCACCUUGGAAAGGAUUUUAGCAGGCAUUAUUUCAGAACUCCAGAAGUAACAGUGGUCCCUGCAGACUUCAUGUUGCCUAACCGUGCUAUUACCAAUAUAGUAAAUCAGUUCUGCUAAUUUUCCAGGAAAGGGAAGAACUAAACUAAACUGCUUGUGAGUUGUUAGAACAAUUCUGCUCUCUUAUCUGAACAUUUCAGGCAGCCCAAGAUUUCCAAAGCAAAUUCACAGUUGAAAAAUGAACAUUUUAAAGAUGUCUUUCCAAAAAAAAACCCCAUUCUAUUAAAAUAUAUGAAAUUUGAGAAUAGCUGAUGGAGUUGCAAAUGAAGACCUCUAUAUACUAAGCACUAUCUCUCCACAUCAUCAAAAAUAACUGCUUAAUUCAGAAGUCCUGCAAAGACUUUGAUAAAAGGAACUGAAUAAACAUUCAUCAAUUUAUCAAUUUUGGUUAAAUUGCACCCUAACAUCUUGAACCCAUGUAGGCUUUUAGACAGAACAUUCUUGGCAGGACUGCCAUAAUCCAGUGUGGAAACUGUGCAUAAGAGUGUCACAUGGGGUGGGAUGUCAGUUGCAAAGGGGGGGAGGGUGGAAGAGAGAAGCAUUAUCAAUAACACAGGCUCACUAAUCCUGAACAUGUACAAUUGACCACCGAAGCUGAACCUAUGCCUUGGCAUUACCUACAUUUAAUAUUUUUUUGAAUAUUAAAAAAAUCAAUUGGGGUGUCACUAAGUGGAAUUCUGCAUAAGGUACCUUGUACGUUAGCAGUGACCCUGAUUCUUAGCACUAUUAUCUAUUCUUGUACUAUAAUAGCAUUAAAACAUGCUUAUUUUCCAUUCUUGAUUAUUUUUCAUUCUUGUAAUGGAUACUAUGGAGCAGGAGUCUCCGACCUUG
Ahaetulla prasina is the source of this 5519-nucleotide messenger RNA. It is a transcript of the gene LTO1, whose product is annotated as LTO1 maturation factor of ABCE1. Lineage: Eukaryota; Metazoa; Chordata; Lepidosauria; Squamata; Colubridae. The record is from RefSeq and is a predicted model, not a curated record. The transcript has 5 exons. Bases 100 to 480 code for a protein of 126 amino acids.